Molecule: messenger RNA, 2836 nt
Organism: Candoia aspera
Lineage: Eukaryota; Metazoa; Chordata; Lepidosauria; Squamata; Candoiidae
Gene: THAP9
Product: THAP domain containing 9
Exons: 6
Coding region: 47-2836 (929 amino acids)
Source: RefSeq, a predicted model, not a curated record
GGGAGCCAGGAUUACGGCCUGCGAAGCUACUGGAAAGCGGAGGACGAUGCCCAAAGCCUGUUCUGCCAUCAACUGCCCCAACCGGGACACUCGGCAGAACCGUGCAAAGGGUUUAUCUUUCCACAGCUUUCCCAAAGACCAUGAGUUGAGGAAGAAAUGGAUGUUGGCUGUGAAUCGUGUUGAACCAGGCACCAAAAAAUUGUGGAUCCCGGGCUCCGGCGCCUGCCUCUGCUCUCAGCACUUCAGCCAAGAGGAGUUUGAGAUCUAUGGGGGACAGAAGAGACUGAAGAUUGGUGUGAUCCCAUCUGUGUUCUCCUUUAAGCAACCAGCCAGAGGCCUGCAUCCAUCAACAUCCCUUAAAGCCGCGGGCAUCGGCAGUCCACCGGCAGCCGGCAGUGAAACAGCCGCGCCUGCUGAUCUUUCUCCAGCACGAGUCAAAACGGUGGAACUCAUCCAGACAGAGCAUCGGUACAGUCUGAGUGAACCUCUGGACGUCCAGACAGACUCUGUUUUCCCCCCUGGUCCAGGACAGGGCAGCGAGCAAGAGCAGCGCCGUCUCUCAUACUACCAGCAGGAGCUGUGGGCUGUGUUAACGAGACUGCGGGAACAGCACCUCCUCCAGGAGGACGCAGAGCGCAUGCUGAAAGCCCAGUUCAGGGAAUCAGAAUCAGUGCUGAAGCAGAUGCCACAGGUCCCUCUGUUGGCACGUCAGUCUCCUGUCCAUCGCUUCUUUUCAACAGAUCUGCAGCUCAGUUUGCAGUGUGAGGAACCCCUCAGCGACAACUACCCGGCUGCCUCCCGCAACUUUGCAGCCUCGCUACAUUUGUUCUCAGCCAAGGCUUACGAAUUCAUGAGGAGAACUUUCCGACUGCCAGAGCCAGCAAUCUUGCGCACAUGGCUUUCGAACUUGGAUUAUAAACCAGGAUUCAGCCAACAAGCCUUCAAUGUUUUGGCGGAGAGAUCUCAAGCAGGGAAACAAGCUUUCAAGUGGUGUGCUCUCCUUCUUGGCACAAUGCCCUUAGAGAGAAGAAUCCAUUAUGACCCUUCCGCCAGGAGUUUGCAAGGCCUGGUGAAUUUCGGUACUGGGAAUUAUGAUGCAGAUGAGAUACCGCCAGCAGCAGAAGCCCUGCUCUUUGUCGCUGUCGGAUUUCAAGGUCAAUGGAUUAUACCACUUGGCUACUUCCUGCUUGCCACCCUUAAAGGUGAUAUACAGGCCCAGCUCCUGCGCCACUGUAUCCUCAAACUGUAUGACAUCGAUGUGCAAGUAAUCUCUGUGACAGCUGAUGCCACAGCGCCCAAUAUAGAUACAGCCAGGCAACUGGGAGUGAAGGUGGACGGGUUAACUGUCAGAUCCACUUUUCUUCAUCCAGCCACCCCAACACUGGAAAUUGCAUACUACUUUGACCCCAGCCAUUUGGUAUCCCUGAUUCAUAACUUGCUGCAAGUUGAUGGCAGUCUUCAGGUGAGUGGCAAAGCUGUCAGCUGGGACUAUCUUCUGCAUCUUGGUGCUCUUCGGGAAAAAGAGGUGCUCCAGGCUGCAGGCCAAGCUGGAGGCAGCCGGCAGCAGCAGCAGGUCUGGGGAAAUGGCAUCACCCAGUUGUUUAGUCAAGGUACAGUUCAAGCCCUGCAUUUUGCAGCCAGGCUAGGCCUGCCUCAGUUUCGGGGUCACGAAGCCACCGCCCUCUUUAUAGAACUGCUGAGUGCCGUUUUUGAUGCUUGCAGCAGCCGGAAUGCCCAUGGAAAAGACUCCAGAGCACCACUGUCCCUCACCAAUGCUGACAUCCUCAACAAUCUCUGCAAUGAAUACGAGAAUCUGCUUCGCAAACUACGCACAACUUCUGGGAAGCUCCUAUGGCUAAGCAGGCAUCGCUGGGGAUUUCUUGGCUUUCUUUUGAACCUGCGCAGCCUUCAGUGGAUGAUACAAACUCACCUACAGGCAGAAGACAGACCUGUUGCUUAUCUGCUCCCCGGUUGGUGGAGUCUGGACCCCUUGGAGUGGUGCAAGGGAGCCAUAAGGCAGGCAUGUGGCCACAAAGAGAUUACCACACCAGGGAAUUUCCAGAAGGCAUACAGGCUUAUCUUAAACAGAGCUGUUUCCGGUCUCGGCCUUGACCCACCCAACCUACUAGACAUAUCUUUAUGCAGACGAAGUAAUCUGCAGUUGCAAGCCUCCUGGCCUCUGGGGCAAGGGCAAAUAUGGCAGUUGCGCUGGGGUUCAAAGCUUCUCCAAAAUAUGGACAGUGUAGUGCUAACCCCAGCCUUUAGGGCUGAACUUGAGGAUACAACUACUCCUAUUGCUUGUGCAGUUUUGAGGAAACUGCUGCCAGUCCUGCCCUGUGCUGAGUGCCGUGCUGCGCUCUUGAACCCUUGCAAAGAAAUGCCUGUAGGCAGCGCCCUGAUGUGCGUGAAGAGCAAGGGGAGGGACUGUCUCCCCUCAAAGUCUGUUCAGAGAGUGAUCCGCAGAGCAAAGCAAGUGGUUGGCCUUUCUUCCUGGUUCUUCCAAGGCUCUGGCCCAUCUGACUUCUUGGCACAAGAGUUGGCCAUAUUGGCAGAUGUGAGCGAGGAACCUGAUCUUUUCUCAUCCCUGGACACUCAUCUCUUUGAAGGCAAUUCUCUGGUUUCCAACCAUUAUGUCAUUCUGCUGCAGCAACUUGUGCAAACCUUCUUAGAGCUGUGGUUUCAGGUAGUGCGAGGGGCACAGCCUAUGCCUUUGACUCACGAACGUAGCUCUGUGAAGGAGAUGAACAAUAAACAGAGCACGGAGGCUGCCAACUGCAGCAGCAGGAGUUGGCCCCAGGAACUAUUUGGACUCAUGAAAUGGUACAAGGCACUCUGA